UGCCCUCCGCCAACAUGGCUCCCAAGUGGUUUUCGUCUAGAACCUGGGUCGCAAUUUCGUCGUCGCUAGCUACGGCUGCGAUUCUUCUCGGGACGAUCCAAAUACGCAAGCAAUGCAGCCGGCGCAAGUACGAGAAGCUUCUUCGCGAGGAGUCGACGGUCGACGUGAUGCUCGAUGAGACGGGAUUCCCUAUUGACAAGAAAGAACGCGCAGCGGCUUCGCAGUUGCUAAAGGAAGAAGAUCCAGAGAUGAAGGAGCAACUGAUUCGGGAGCAAUUGGCUCGGAAUUACGCGUUUUUUGGUGAAAAAGGCAUGAGUCAAUUACGAAACGCGCUUGUUGUCGUCGUUGGAUGCGGUGGUGUCGGUAGUUGGGUUACAGUGAUGCUGGCACGUUCAGGCGUCGGUCGAAUUCGUAUCAUUGACUUUGAUCAGAUUUCUUUGAGCAGUCUGAAUCGCCAUUCUGUCGCGACGCUGAAAGAUGUUGGCACGCCUAAGGUUGUUGCCCUCAAGAACGCUAUAGCAUCGUUUGCUCCUUGGGUGGAUGUAGACGCUCGUAUCACGCUGUUUCAAAAGGACAAUGCGGAUGAAUUGCUGAUGGAAGGCCAACCCGUGUUCAUCGUGGAUGCUAUUGAUAACAUUCAGACAAAGGUGGACCUUUUGGCCUACUGUCAUGAGCACAACCUGCGUGUAAUUUCGUCGACAGGUUCGGCCUGUAAGUCGGAUCCCACUCGUAUCAACAUCGCCGACAUUUCUGCUACGGCCGAGGAUCCUUUGUCACGCGCAACCCGUCGUCGUUUGCGUCUUCGUGGAAUUACGGAGGGCAUUCGUGUCGUGUACUCGUCAGAAAAACCUGAUCCUGAAAAGGCGUCCUUGCUGCCGCUGUCUGAGGAAGAAUUCUCCAAGGGACAAGUCGAUGAAUUAAGUGUGUUGCCUGAAUUCCGUGUUCGCAUUCUUCCCGUCAUGGGUCCUCUGCCUGGUAUUUUUGGUCUUACCAUUGCAACACACAUUCUUACGACUUUGGCUGAAUAUCCUACGGCUCCCAUUUCUACGCAGUCUCGUCCCCGUUUGUAUGAUGAGUCUCUUAAGCGAAUUCACGCUGAGGCACGCAACGACAACGUGCACCUUGACUACCGCUUCUCGGCUGCCGAAAUGUCGUACUUGAUUGAGGAAGUUUACGCUGGUCGUAGUGCUUUGCCUCCCCAUGAAACUCAAAAAAUCACUCUCGUGCGUUGGGACCCGGCGAAACCAUUUGCCAUCGAAAACUUUGUUGCCAUGACUCGCAACGAAGCCAGACACCAUGAGGAGACUGUGCUAGCAAACAAGCUUGAUCCUACCGCUGUGUAUCCCGCUGAGGUUGUUGAGACUGUUCACAAAUUUUUGAAACGUAUCCAGUGUUGGAAACAGUUGUACUAGGUGUACAUCCUCCAACAUCUUCCCUAUCCAUUUUUGGGUUCUGUUUCUUCGUUUUUCCCCUUCUGCUUUCAUCUUUUUCUUGUAUACUGCUCUGGGGCUUUCCCCGGAACCUCCGCGGGACUUCCGCAAACAUCCGCGGUACCACCAGGCCGACAUCGUGACCACAACCAGGAUAUCGGCUACUCUAACCAACGCAGCAGCG
Schizosaccharomyces japonicus yFS275 is the source of this 1614-nucleotide messenger RNA. Its product is annotated as moeb/ThiF domain-containing protein. The transcript has a single exon. NCBI's taxonomy places the organism in Eukaryota, Fungi, Ascomycota, Schizosaccharomycetes, Schizosaccharomycetales, Schizosaccharomycetaceae. Gene Ontology annotation, molecular function: ubiquitin-like modifier activating enzyme activity. The coding region runs from base 15 to 1412 and encodes 465 amino acids. The record is from RefSeq and is a predicted model, not a curated record. Gene Ontology annotation, cellular component: mitochondrial outer membrane.